Molecule: messenger RNA, 2148 nt
Organism: Nanorana parkeri
Lineage: Eukaryota; Metazoa; Chordata; Amphibia; Anura; Dicroglossidae
Product: hormonally up-regulated neu tumor-associated kinase homolog A-like
Exons: 9
Coding region: 1-2127 (708 amino acids)
Biological process (GO): protein phosphorylation; intracellular signal transduction
Cellular component (GO): cytoplasm
Molecular function (GO): protein serine/threonine kinase activity; ATP binding
Source: RefSeq, a predicted model, not a curated record
AUGCCUGCUGCCAUCAACACUGCUCUGGAUGGAGACAACUUAGAUAAGAUAGUAACAGAAUGUGGGAAACAAAACAGAGAAAUGCAGAUACUUACCUGUUUCUCCGGGAUGCCUGAAGACAUUGUAAAGAACUUUCCUCACACUAAACGUGUGGGAAAUUAUCUUGUUGGCAGAAUGAUCAACAAAGGAUCUUUUGCAAAAGUAAUGGAAGGAAUGCACAUUCCUACAGGACAAAAGGUGGCUAUAAAAGUGAUUGACAAAAAGAAGGCCAAACAAGAUUCGUAUGUUUUAAAGAACAUGAAGAGGGAGCCACGUAUACACCAGAUGGUUAAACACCCAAACAUUGUGCAGCUUUAUGAAACCCUAGAGACAGAAAACUCCUUUUAUAUGGUGAUGGAACUAUGUGAAGGUGGAGAUUUGAUGGAUAGAAUUUGUGACAAAAAGAAAUUAGAAGAAAAAGAAGUAAGAAGAAAUGCGAGGCAGAUUAUGUCAGCAGUGGAACACUUACAUCGCCAUGGAAUAGUUCAUAGGGACCUGAAAAUAGAAAAUUUCCUGUUAGACGAAAAUGGCAACGUUAAAAUUGUUGAUUUGGGUUUAAGCAACACCAUAAAGUGUGAAGGCCUUUCGCAAGACCUACUUAACACUCAAUGUGGAAGUCCUGCAUAUGCAGCACCCGAACUAUUAGCCAAUAAAAAAUAUGGCCCAAAGGUGGAUGUCUGGUCCAUAGGAGUGAGCAUUUAUGCAAUGCUGACGGGAACGCUUCCUUUUACUGUGGAGCCAUUUAACAUUAAGCAGCUACAUCAGAAAAUGGUGAAUCUGGAAAUCAACCCGAUUCCACGUAGUGUUUCAACGGGUGCUAUUCGAUUCAUCCACACUCUCCUGGAGCCAGACCCUUCCAAACGUCCAACUGUGAAGGAAGCCAUGGACAACAAAUGGCUAAAUGAUGGGUUUCUGCGAAAACGUCUUAGUUCUAUAUCGUACAAAAAUCGGCUUCGUCCAGAUGAACUACAUUCUGCUGUUCUGAGCCAUAUGGUCUGCACCAUGGAUAUAGAAAUAUCCAAAAUUACACAUCUGGUGGUAAACAAUAAACCUUCACCAAUUGUGGCUUCUUAUUAUCUGCUCCUUAAGAAAAUUCUAAAGAAACCAAGUAAAUAUUGGUUAUUCAAGAAUGGAGAAAUGGUUGACUACCACAGCAGUGACCAAAUAAGGUGCACAAAUAAUCAGAAUGAUUUUCAGUUUAAAGAACAAACUAAGCAAAAUGAAAACAAAGCACUUGAAAACAAAAAGAGUCAUCUUUUGAACGAAACUGUUCAAGAAGAUGAAAUCGCUAUUACGUUAGAUAAUCAAGAAAAUGUCUUGAAAGCUUCAAAAUUUGCAGGGAGAGAAAUGGUUUACUUGGAGCCCCCAGAUUCAUCAAAGCAAGAGAAGUUGGGUGCCAGUGCAAGAUUAACUCCCUUGAGUAAUAAAGAUUUAAAUCAGCAAGAACAACAUCAUCAAGAAAACACCAGACACUUUGCAGAACAGGAAACUUCCACUCAAAGUAAAGUAAACCAGUCUGCCAAAUUUCAAACGCAACAAACAUUUAACCCAUCAGUUUCACACAUUGAGAAGGCAAUGACAAUGCCUCUUAAUAGACAAGUUGAUGACAUACCUCCGUUCUCAAAACAAAGCCCAAAUCUCAGAGAUCUCAUAUCAGCAGAUGGUAAUAAUCCAAAUGACUGCCAUCAACAUCAAGAUGGAGAAAACCACCAUCUACUAAUAUAUGAAGCAACACACCAGUCAACGCUACCAAAACUUAGGCAACCUGCUCCUAGAGAGACUUUUACUAAAAGAAUUUCUUGGGUUACAUCAUCACAGCAUGCAAAAAGUGGAUCUACCCCAAUUAUUAUCCAUGGCACAAGGCCACCUCUUUUCCCAAUGUCCCGACAAAAAACUAUAAUGGUAAAAAGCUUAGGACAUUCAAAAGAGAAGCCACACUUGACUAUGGAUAAUAUUAAAGCCAAGAGGAACAUGAUUCAGCUGUCACCAGCUCAUAAGACUACAAAUGUAAACCUCCCAUUAUUGUUACCCAAUUAUCAGAAAAGGUUAGACAGAAAAAAGAAUAUUUUAAAAUUAGAAAUUGCAUAGCAUAUUACUCUUCAUAAUUUA